AUGAAAGGGCUGUCUGUUGGUGAUGUCUUUCCCACAAAGGAGGAGGCAGAGAAAGUUUUAAUAAGCCAUGCUGUGCAGAGUAACCUCAACUAUGACCUCGAGGAGACACCAAAGUCUGUUGCAGUGCUAUGCAAAGGAAGAAAAGAGUUUGGCUGUGAAGCUAGAAUUGUUGCACAGGUAAGAAAAAAAGACGGUGUAUUUGUGGUGAAAAGAGUUAGAUUAUCGCAUAAGUGUCCUUCUGUGACAUCGAAGUAUGGGUCUCCUGAGGAGAUGGUUCGAAUGGAGGUGUAUAGGGCUAUAGGAGAUAGGCAUGCAAGGAUAGGGGAGGUUGUGUCUAUUCUUGCUGGUAUGAAUAUAAAGAUGGGGUAUUUUUCUGUCUGGAAGGCCAUGAGACAGGGAAAUGAGAUGGAGAAGGAAAACAUAAGAAUAAGCCCUUUGGAGGAGAACAGGAAGACUGAACUGUUUGAGACGGCUCUCAAGGAAUUUAGCCAUGAGUUUUUAGAACUUAAUCCUAGCGCAAUUGCACAUCAUCGGGAGAAGAUGUUCUUCUUCUCUUUUCCUGAAUAUAUCGACACUCUUGUUCCAAUUGUUGAAAUAAGAAUAUACAAAAGAAUAGAGGGCUUUACCGUUCUAGGAAUUCUCCGAGACCCCACAUGGUCUCCCAUCAUAUACUCCUGCGUGGUUUCUGAUCUGGGAAGUCAAGAAGACGCAUUUAGGUACUUUGUUGAUUCGAUGCCAGAAUUGUUCUUUCUUGUGGACUUUGAUGUUAACCUCAUCAACAUUCUUAAAGAAAAAAAGAGGGAGUUUUUUGUUAAAACCCGUGAUAUAUGUAAGUUCUAUUACAACAAGACCAAGUCGAUUGAUACGGUGGAAAACAUUUGGAGCAAAUGUAAUAACGAUAAGGAAUGGAGUAUCCCUGAGCUCAACUUUAUAGAUAAGAAGCAGUAUCUAAAGAGCUGUUGCGAGACUGAGAUGUUUGGAUUACAGAAUACAAGUGAGUGUGAUGUUGAGUUUAUUGGAUUAGGGAUCUUCAAUCUUCCAUUUUUUGACUGUAUCUGUGGGAUUUUGAAGCUAGCCAGUGAUAAUCUGAAGCAAAGGAAAAAAUCUCCUCUUGGAGAGGGGAAACAUCUAUUUGGUAACAACGUCAUACGCAGGAUAGAGAAGAAUCUAUCCAUGGAUGUUACAGAAACUUCUCAUGAUGUUGAUCUAGAAAAUCUGACAUGCACAUGCGGGAGAUUCCAGGAGUUUUUAAUACCAUGCUCCCAUGCUUGCAAAAAGAUACUUGACUCCGAGGAAGAUCCGUAUUCUUACGUUAGUGAUUUGUAUUCUAAGGCGAGGUUAUUGAAACUCAAAGACAUAACGCCUGUUGUAGAUUUGCCGGUGAAGUGCCAGUCCGAUAGAAACCUGCUCAAACGUGGCCCUGGAAGGCCGAAAAAAAUAUUAGUCAGGGAGCCUCCUAUUGUUAGAAGCUAA
This is a messenger RNA of Encephalitozoon romaleae SJ-2008, 1473 nucleotides long. RefSeq lists its product as hypothetical. Gene Ontology annotation, molecular function: zinc ion binding. The transcript has a single exon. Bases 1 to 1473 code for a protein of 490 amino acids. The record is from RefSeq and is a predicted model, not a curated record. NCBI's taxonomy places the organism in Eukaryota, Fungi, Microsporidia, Unikaryonidae.